CUCUGCCUCACCCACCCGUUCCCACCUCUAGGAGAAAUCGCACAUCGAGGUGUUCCUGCGCCCGCUGUCCCAGGGCGCCAGCGCCCUCGUCUUCUUCAGCCGGAGGACGGAUAUGCCCUUUGUCUACAACACCAGCCUGGCCAAGCUCCACUUCCCCGAGGACACCGUGUAUGAGGUGCAAGAUGUGUACAGCGGGAAGACCAUCAGCGGCUUAAAGACGGGAGACAGCUUCUCGGUCGUUAUCGACCCCUCGGGGGUGGUGAUGUGGUAUCUGUAUCCCACGGUGCUCCCAGCGCAGCCCUGUCACGUUGGCAGACGGCAAGCCCGUGGUGAGGGUUUCCAGCCAUUCCUCCUGUGACAAGGCUCAGCGGACAGGGGUGUGGGUCAGUGCGGGGGGAGCCGUGAGAUGCUGGGGCACGUGGCUCUUCACUGCACAAGUGCCUUUCGCUGACGUGCCCAGGUCAUUCCUUGGGUACCAGCCUGAUGAUUACUGCUCGGUCUGCGUAAAGGCAAGAAUUCUCGUUACUCGGCUCCUAAGACUGUGCAGAGCAUGAU
Columba livia (rock pigeon) is the source of this 555-nucleotide messenger RNA. RefSeq names its product alpha-N-acetylgalactosaminidase-like. The transcript is spliced from 2 exons. Bases 113 to 358 code for a protein of 81 amino acids. NCBI's taxonomy places the organism in Eukaryota, Metazoa, Chordata, Aves, Columbiformes, Columbidae. The record is from RefSeq and is a predicted model, not a curated record.